AUGGCCGUCACCAAUGACCACCUUAAGACGGCUCUCAUCGGCACCAACCCGUCCGCGCUUCGUGAGACCGUCGUCGAGGUGCCCAACGUCAACUGGAACGAUAUCGGCGGCCUCGACGGCGUCAAGAGGGAGCUGCAAGAGACCGUACAGUACCCGGUCGAGCACCCAGAGAAAUUUGAGAAGUUCGGCAUGUCGCCGUCCAAGGGCGUCCUCUUCUACGGGCCACCGGGAUGUGGCAAGACCUUGCUGGCGAAGGCGAUCGCCAACGAGUGUCAGGCCAACUUCAUCAGCAUCAAGGGGCCAGAGCUGCUCACCAUGUGGUUCGGUGAAAGUGAGGCCAACGUGCGUGAAAUCUUUGACAAGGCGCGCCAGUCUGCGCCGUGCGUCUUGUUCUUCGACGAGCUUGACUCCAUCGCAACCCAGAGGGGAGGCAGGGUGGGGGAUGCCGGCGGUGCGGCGGACAGGGUCUUGAACCAGCUGCUCACCGAGAUGGACGGCAUGAACGCCAAGAAGACGGUCUUCAUCAUCGGCGCCACCAAUAGACCGGACAUCAUUGACUCGGCGUUGCUCCGUCCCGGCCGCCUGGACCAGCUCAUCUACAUCCCCUUGCCGGACGAGGCCUCGCGACACCAGAUCUUCAAGGCCUGCCUCAGGAAGUCUCCUGUGGCCAAGGACGCCGACCUCGGUGCGCUGGCAAGGUUCACCGCCGGCUUUAGCGGUGCCGACAUCACGGAGAUCUGCCAAAGGGCGUGCAAGUACGCCAUCAGGGAGGACAUUGAAAAGGACAUGGAGAGGCAGAGGAUGGAAAAAGACACCAUGGAGAUGGACGGCAGGCAGGAAGAGGAGGAGGUAGCAGAGAUUAAGGCGGCUCACUUCGAGGAAUCGAUGAAGUACGCGAGGCGGAGCGUGAGCGACGCCGCCAUCAGGAAGUACCAGGCAUUCGCGCAGACGCUGCAGCAGUCUAGGGGGUUCGGCACCGAGUUUCGCUUCCCGGCGCAGCCACAGGCGGCGGAAGCUGCUGUCCACACCUCCACGGCAGCUGAUGAGGAUGAAGACGAUCUGUACAAGUAA
Molecule: messenger RNA, 1071 nt
Organism: Triticum dicoccoides
Lineage: Eukaryota; Viridiplantae; Streptophyta; Magnoliopsida; Poales; Poaceae
Product: cell division cycle protein 48 homolog
Exons: 1
Coding region: 1-1071 (356 amino acids)
Biological process (GO): mitotic spindle disassembly; retrograde protein transport, ER to cytosol; autophagosome maturation
Cellular component (GO): VCP-NPL4-UFD1 AAA ATPase complex; nucleus; cytosol
Molecular function (GO): ATP hydrolysis activity; ATP binding; polyubiquitin modification-dependent protein binding
Source: RefSeq, a predicted model, not a curated record